Messenger RNA from Dendronephthya gigantea, 1469 nucleotides. RefSeq lists its product as uncharacterized. The record is from RefSeq and is a predicted model, not a curated record. Bases 83 to 1327 code for a protein of 414 amino acids. The transcript is spliced from 3 exons. NCBI's taxonomy places the organism in Eukaryota, Metazoa, Cnidaria, Anthozoa, Malacalcyonacea, Nephtheidae.
UGAACAAAAAUAUCGACUUCUUUACGCGGUUAAAAAGUGUCGAAAAAGUUAAUAAAAUCACAAAGGGCAGAGGACGUUUACCAUGAAACUUUGCCUAACCGAAAUUCUGACAAUACUCCUGUUAUGUCUUGUCGAUUUGUUUUGUGUCGUCUCGAGCAACAACCGGCCAAAAUCAGUAGACAUUAUUGACAAUUUCAUCGGCUUGGCCGAGACAAACAACAAUGAAAUAGAAAAGCGAAAUUCAAUCGUUGACGGGGGAGUUUUCGUGCCGUAUAAAUCAACGACGAUUGUUUACAAAUCACGACUGGUUCCAGUAAAUUAUGGCUUUGUUAUCAAGAAAGAAACGUUAAAAGAUAACCCGGCUUUAUACAAACUGGGAGUUAAACUACUUGAUGAAAAAGUUGAACAGAAUUCAAAGAAGUUGCAUGAUGGAGUUAAGAUCGAAUCAGCUCCAGUUGCCUUUAAUCCUGAGAACGAGACGAAGUUGAAUGCCCAGCAAAAACUGGACGCGAAGUCGAAUUGUGUCAAAGGAUCGAAAGUCUUAAGGCUUUUGGCUAAACUAAGUCGAGAUAUAAACAAGAUCGAGGAAGCUAUCACUGCUCGGAAUGAAAGCAGUGUUGAAUCAGGUCAACUGAAAUUAGUUGGAAAAUCUCUUCAGACGAAGAAACUUCGUCCAGAACCAGAGACACAUGUGUCUGGCCACAAAGGAGCCUUUGAGAAUGACUUGAAUGUAAACAAGACAUUUCGGAAUAAUACUUCGAAGAGCUUGUCGAAAUAUUGGCAUUGCCGGAGGUCCCACACCAAGGCACAAUGUGCCAUGAUAUUCCUAAUGAAACAUGCCCACCGAGGGCGUCACGAUCGGAAGAAUUCGGCAAGACACGGAACCGUCGGCCGCGAGAAGCACUACAGGAAACAUCCAGUCAAAAAACAAGGCCAUGAAGAAAAGCAUCUAAACAAAGACAGCGAUGUUUUCACAAAACAUUCAAAUAAACAUGCAAGCCAUGUUGUCUUGCACAAAUAUAGGCACAGUCGCAAAUUCAGGCAUCACAAACACGCAAAACGUCCACACAACAUUCACAGACAACGGGGAAAACAUUUCAACAAGUCUGGGAUUAAGCAAGGGGAAAAACAUAUCAAAAAACGCAGGGACAAUAGAAUGCAAGGAAUAGGCAAGGGCUCGCGUUAUCACAGAAGACACACGGCCAGGCUCGCGAAGGACUUGGGCGAAAUGAAGCGUUUUGUACAUAGAAAGAAAGAACAAGUUCAUUCAAAGAAAUAUAGCAAUCACAUAAAGUAUAAUAAGUUUGAAGAGAAAAAGAUUGGUUAAAAGUCUCAGCUCUUCAUUUCAUAUUUGCACAAAUACGGCUGGCAUAUGUCGUAAAUGAGAGCCAUGCCAGCCAGUCUUUACGAUGGUAAAAGACGCGAAGUGCAUUAUCAGAACGAAAAAAACGUGCAAGUAUUUACCGAUU